Triticum turgidum subsp. durum (durum wheat) is the source of this 1101-nucleotide messenger RNA. The record is from the annotation of a GenBank genome assembly. NCBI's taxonomy places the organism in Eukaryota, Viridiplantae, Streptophyta, Magnoliopsida, Poales, Poaceae.
AUGGAUUCCUUUUUCCAAAGAGCUUUCGGCGACCCAAUGUGCUCGGAAGACAGUAAUGUUGUCCAACAAGGAAUUGAUAAAUGCCCAUUCCUGAGGAACAUCAACGAGCCUACAAGUUUUUCCUUGACAUCCAUUAAUUUCCCCGCUCCGGCAACCGGAGCCAAGGGUCCAAUUUUUGAAGACGGGCCCAACUUUGACACGGCGUUUCGAGUUUUCCAUGGCAGAGACGGGGUUGUUCCACUUUCAGAAGGAGCCUUUGCACAUAUUGAGAAGCCUCUGCCAAAGCCCACUCCUGAAUUUAACCCCUUGGCAGCCAAAGCAGCUACCAUCAGUCUCUCGGGAUUCGGAGGCUUUUUCAGCUUCGGUGAUUUCUCAAACAAGCGCAAUAAGCAGAACUCCAACAAGAAGAAUCCCAACAACCUCCCCCAGCUGAUUUUGCUUUCCCUUUCAUUUCAGAAUAAAGGCCAGUCUAAUAACAAUCAUGAAGCGAUGAGCAAUGACUGGCUGGAAAAUGGUCAAUGCCCUCUUGCAAAGUCAUAUAGAGCAAUUGGUGGAGUCGUGCCUCUUGUCGCAAAGCUGCUGACACCCCCAGCUGGUAUGAAACUGACGUGCCCUCCUGCGAUUGUUGCUGCCCGUGCAGCAAUAUCCCGCACGGCGUUUGCGAAGGGGCUUCGCCCUCAGCCCCUACCGACAAAAGUAGUGGUGAUCGCACUGCUCGGUAUGGCAGCAAAUGUUCCUCUUGGCAUCUGGAGGGAGCACACUACAAAGUUUUCAGUGCAGUGGUUUGCGGCGGUCCAUGCUGCAGUGCCUUUCAUAGGGAUGCUGAGGAAGUCCAUCCUGAUGCCGAAGAGCGCCAUGGCCCUUACCAUAGCUGCCUCGAUAUUGGGUCAGACAAUUGGUUCAAGAGCUGAACGUAUCAGAUUGAAGAGGGCAAAAUUAGCAGCAGAGGGCCAUGGCCAUGAACAUGCUACCCGGAUUGAAGCUCCGGUGAACCUGAAAACUGGGAGCUCUGGUGCUGUCCAGCUCUGGGACCCGCUUGGCCUCAGAGUCAAAGGCGCCGUGUCCCCAGCGCUGGUUCCGACUGUCGGUGCCAUGUAUUGA